AGAGGAGUCAACACUCUGGGGCUGCGGCGGAGUGCCUUGUUGUCGCUGCUGCUGCUGCUGCUGCUGUGCCAUGGAGGAGAGCCUGGUGCGCGCCUUCGGGGGCUUGAGCCUCCAGCAGAGAAGGGGCCCCAACAGGGGGGCCCCUCGCCGCCGCCCCCGCUUCAACAAGAGCCUCUACCUUCUCCGAGGCCUCCCCGGGUCUGGGAAAAGCACCUUGGCCAGGCAACUGAAACAUGAAUUUCCAAGUGCAGUCAUUUUUAGCACGGAUGACUACUUCUUCACAGAGGAUGGGACCUAUGAGUUUGAUUCUUAUGCUCUAGAAGAUGCACAUAAAUGGAACCAGAAGAGAGCUCGUAAAGCAAUGAAGAAUGGGAAAUCCCCAGUCAUUAUUGAUAAUACCAACAUCCACGCUUGGGAAAUGAAGCCAUAUGUGAUAAUGGCACGUGAAAACAACUAUGAAGUUAUCUUUCGAGAACCAGAUACACGCUGGAAAUUCAAUGUUCGGGAACUAGUCAGACGGAAUAGUCAUGGCGUUCCACGAGAGACGAUACAACGCAUGAAAGAACAGUAUGAACAUGAUGUCACGUUUCAUAUUGCCCUUCAUUCUGAAGAACCAGCCCGACAUUUCACUGGGUCCUAUGGCACAAACAGUGGCAGAGGCUGCUCCCAGCUAAAUUCAACAUUCCCAAACCAAAGAGCUAAUAAUGGAAGAUCAUUUAACAGAAGUAAUGAUUUCUACAGGGUCUUUCAGAGUUUUUAUUGAAUUGUUUUAAGUUUUUUAAAAAAUUUUUUUUUCAAUUUUAAACUUUCAAUAUUUGUAUUUUUCUACUGAACUAGACCAGAUUUUCAAAUCAUUCCAUUUUAAAUUUUGGAUUCUUGAAAAGGCACACAUUGAUAGCCAUCUGCUUUGUACUCAGAAUUUCUGAUAAGAAGCAGAAAUGCUGUAUCGGGUAAUAUUAAUAUUCUAACAAUGAUCUUAGUUUAACAUGACAAUUAAAAGUCAAAGAGCAAUUCUUCUCCUGCUCACUAAGAGCACGUCCCAUUGAUGCUUAGAUAAGUGUUUUUAGGAUUCAAACCUAUCCCUCCCGAUUUUCAUUAAUACUCUUUUCUUCCCAGUGGUGGUACUUAUUGUGAAACAUUUUUGAGGUAUAAUAGCCUGUUUGUUGAAAUUAGUCGUAUUGAGGAAAGUCAGAAGUUAACCCUAUUCAUAUGAAUGGGAACUGCGGGCACUUCAGUCUGGAUUCAUCCCACUGUAACACCAAGAUUUUUAUGUGCUUUUUAUAUUAUCGGGGGUCCUUCCACACAGCCAUUUAACCCAGAAUAUCAAGGCAGGAAAUCCCACAUUAUCUGCUUUGAAUAUAUGGCAGUGUGGACUCAGAUAACCCAGUUCAAAGCAGAUAUUGUGGGAUUUCCUGCCUUGAUAUUCUGGGUUAUAUGGUUGUGUGGAAGGGCUGUUAUCCCUUCCUGGGAGCAAUGUCUGUCUACAUUUCUUAUUUUGUUUACUUUUCUUUCAUAGGCCCAAAUCCUUCUGUUAAUUACUAAAUAGAAUGCAAGCCAUAGUAUUGUGUGUUCUUUAGAGUUCUUUUGCUUUUCAGUUUGCCAUCUGCUUUCUCUGCUAUGAUACACAUUUUCGUUCUUGCCAACACUAGUUGUCAUUAUCUGGACUAUUUCUUUUACCUGAGAGAUGAUUCCUUCUUAACCCACCCCUUUCCCUGCUCGUUUGCAACCAUUUUAACUACUCAGGGCAAGUGCAUCAACACAUUGUGUAGCCUUUUCUCCCUUGAACAAACAAGGUAUACCUCUCAAGUGUAGUAGCAUAUAUUAAAGGUAAAUAGGUAAAAGAAGCCAGUGCAAAUGUUAAAAAUCAGGGAUUAAAAAAAAUAGUGUAACUGAACUUGUUAGACCUGCUAUGUGCCUUCUUGUUGUGUUUUUCUCUUGUGUCUUUGACUGCUUUAUUAUUCACACAAACCAAAAUUGCUGCCUUAUAUCCUUGCUUAGUCGUUGCCUUCAUGUCAGAGAUUAGUACUCUUGCAAUCCUUUUAAUGUUGGACCAAAGUUCCCAUCAUCCCUCAUCCUGGACAAGGACUGCGAGUCAUGGCAUCAUCAUCUGGAGGGUCACAAAUUCAUAACUGCCAACUUUUGAAUUCUGCUAGGAACUUGUUUGAAUCAAUGUGAAACUAGUUCUUAUUUUAAUUUUAAAGGGGAAGUCUAGAAUAGUGAAAUUAUUCAUAUCCAUCCAGUCCCUAAAUACUGUGACUUCAGAUAUCUAAUACUGUGACUUCAGAUAUCUUAAUAUGCUUAGUUGUCUUUUAGUUCAUAUGACAGCCUGAAAAAUCUAUCUGCAUUCCUCUAGGAAGAGAACUAUUUCAUAUAUUGCCAAAAUAAUGUGUUUGUGGUAUUUUUAACUGUGUUCUGAACUGCAUUUUUAUUGAACUAAUUGUGGUUUUUGUGCAAAAGCUGAAAACAAAUGAAAUUGUCUGACUCCUGAACUGUGCAGAGGACUUUUCAAAUAAAUCGCCAUAAAACAUUAAAAAGGUACUGAUUUGUAGUUAGAGACUCUUGCCCCCAGUGAAGCUUACAGGAUACGGGACUGUAAUUUAUUAAGAAUGCCCAAGGAGUUGUACACAAUUAUGAAAUACUCCUUUCUUCAACUAUAUUAUCAGAUUGCAAUCAUUGCUCAUGGUAUAAGAUGACUUGUCAUAUUAUGCAGAGGUUGUUUGAAAAAAAUAAGACACUAUGCUGGGUGAACUGUAAGCAUUGUAGCUUGACCUCUAGUUCACAGAACUAAUUACUUGUAAAGUCAGAUGUAAAUCGGAGUAACAAACAGUAAAAUUAAGAUGAAUGUUUGCAAA
This is a messenger RNA of Anolis sagrei ordinatus, 2852 nucleotides long. RefSeq names its product NEDD4 binding protein 2 like 1 (gene N4BP2L1). Lineage: Eukaryota; Metazoa; Chordata; Lepidosauria; Squamata; Anolidae. The record is from RefSeq and is a predicted model, not a curated record.